AGUAACUAGUAAGUGGCCUAGAACAUUACAGUAGGAGUUUCACUCUCGCCGUUCUGCACUUCCACUGGAAGAAAGCCCCCCUGAAAUUCGACCAAACUUGCCCGGCAUUAUCGCCGGAUAUUUCUUCCAAACUCCAAGUCCACCACCCCUACGCCCCUCACUACUGCUGCUCUGAAUCACGCCCCCUCCGGAAUAUACUCCGACCCCGGUCCGACCUCUCUGUUUAACACCACCAUAGCCUGGCCGUUCCCCCGCCGUAUCCAGACGUAUCCCGCCAUCCCGGCCGUGUACAAGCCCUUGUCCGCGUAUCCAGCCAACAUAAGUCACUUCGAAUGCCCUACGCCUGUCCCAGGCCUGCCCGACUCGUGUCCGGCCACGCUAUUCUCCUCAGGUAUGGCGUUUACGUGAAUGAUAGACUAGUCCUUUAUUAUUAUCAUUCACUUUGAAAUGAAUAAAGUUUCCUUUUUCAAUUUAAUAUUUAUUGGCUGAGCCGAAGCAUUGAAUAAUAUUUGUGGUUAUUUCCCCUGAACUCGUGCUGCACUUAACAACACUAACGCACCUUUCCAUCCGAUCUGUAAUAAUUUUAUAAUGAAAUUGUAGUGCGUUUUAGGCAUUUAGGCAUACAAUAAUGAAAUUUUUAGUUGCGGAAGAGCAAGGAGCUCUUCUCUGCCACUCUAGACUUCACCAUAGAGCUUACAACAAAAACUUUUUCCAUUAGUGAGUUAUCUCUCGGUCUUUCCUUUGUGUGCUGUGCUUUUAUGUGUCUACAUGAAUAGCUGAAAAGCCAUUGCAACCCUUUUAUAUUGCUGCUCCAGCUGAAUAAGCUGCACGAGUUCAAUUGUGUAUAUGAGAAGUCUUUCGCUAAUUGUAUCAUUUUAAAAAUGCUACUUUGAGAGAGUAUUGAUUUUCAUUUUCUAGAAACACCAAGAUGCUCGGCACUUCCGCUUCAAAUUUAUGUCCAUUGAUGUGGUGUAAAUGUGGUUUAAAUUUGCAUAUACAGAACAGAUCUUCAAAUUUCCAUUAGAUUGUAGGAUUUAUGACUCAAAAUGGGUCCUCUAGUCAUCUGGAUGGCAGCUCAGUGGGCUCAAAAGCCCCAGAGCUACAUAAUUGAGAUGGGCAGCUAUGGAAAACUCGUGAAUAAUGUUGAGCUUUAAUUGGGUUUAUAUAGUGAAAAAUGGGUUUUCAUGAUAUGUGGGUUUUCUCCGCACAAGAGUUCCUCUUUGUUCAUGGCUGUCCGGCACACCUGGGAUCCUGUUGCUGGUAAAACAAGGUUCUGGCUGUUAUAUUACAUUUAUUUUUGGCUUAAAACCAAUGAGCUUGGAUUUGUGGCUUCUAGAUAAUGGAAGCUGAAACAGCGCUCAAACACUUGUACUGUGAGGUAUCAUGUAUUCAAUUUCAAUGGUAGCAUCAUGCUUUGAUGGCUAAGAAAGUUACUGCCCCAUAGUCCAAAGGAUGCAGUUUUUGAAAGACAUUGUACCAGCUGCAUUGAACAAUGUAAACACAAAAUUCAUUAUUUUAGACAAAGGAAGAGUAUCAGUAGAUGUACAACCAAAGAUGUGCUUGGCAUUAGUGGGUGAUGAGACUGCAGCCGUUCAUUUCCAGAUGUGGGCUGAUGAGUGUGAUCAAUUUGAGCCUGGUGACAUUAUUACUCUUUCAGAUGGCAUAUUCUCUUACUGUCGCAACACUCUUGUGUUAAGAGCUGGCAAGAGAGGUAAGGCAGAAAAGGUGGGAGAGUUCACCAUGUCCUUUGUCGAGACACCAAACAUGAGUGAGAUUCAUUGGGUCCCUGAUCCUAGUAACUCGAAGAUAUAUGUCGCUGAUACUGUUAUUUCUCCCUAUUCACGAGUUUUCCCGCCUGUAGCCUGACAAGGGCUCCUCGCGGGAAUGAUAUAAAGUUUCUAUUGAACACAAUCAUUUGUUUAUUUUUGUUUAUUUACUGAUACAUAGAUUUUUUUCUGUUGAGGGAGUCUUAGAUAGAGGAAGAUGUAACAACAAAUAUUCAUGUUUAGAUAGAGUAAUGGUUGUUCUGAUGAUAUACUUAACUUUUUGAGAUCUCUUUGCUUUGAAAUAAUACUCUCUUUAUGUCAUAUCAUCAAUUGGAUAUAUCUGAGAGUAUCGAAAUGACACUUAUACAAUGAUGAGUAUCAAAACCUAACUUGCUUGUCAAGAUUGAUGCGACUUAGGUUAUUCAUAUAGAAAUCCAAUGUAAUGGCUUGCGGAGCUAAAUUAUCAAUCACUUUGUGUGAUUUUGCAACGUGUAAUUACCAUCAAUUAGUCUCCAAGUUGCAACUGAUAUUAUAAGUUUUCUAGCAGUGUAUUGAGUUGUACUUGGAGACAGUUAGUAACCAUUUACUGAGAAACUCAGUCAUUCUUAUUUGUUUUUUCAGAAAUUAUUAACGCAUGUAGUUUUUAAAACAGAUAUUCGAGUUUGCAUCUUCCCAUCUCUAACAUGUUCCCUUAUAACUUAAAAGUAGUCCAUUCCAUGCGUCAUUUGGUCAUUUUGGUGCUAGUAUUGAUGUCAUUAACCUUGGUGGAUAGGAGAGGCUAAAAGGGUGAAUAUAAAUGUCAUACCAUAAUUUCCUUCCAAACAAGAGCUUUGGUUGGAUGUGAAUUAGUGACUUUGCUUAAGUUUCUGCCGCAUAUAUUUGAGACAGCUAUCCUUGCCAUUACAGUCUUUUGGUACCAAUACAGCACAUAAAGCACAUACACACAUAAAGCACGCAACUGUAAAAUGAAAAUUAGUAAUGCUAGAAAAUCAAAUGAAAUAGUACCAAUUUGGUAGUUCAUAGCCUGUAUUAACCCUUAAAGUUAUGUCUGCAGACUGCAAGGUCCUUCCAGUAUGGUUACCAAUAUUCUGUCAUAUGGAUGUCCUGCAACUUCCCAGCCUUUAUCCUAUGAGUACUUCAGAUCCAAUGUAGAAGCUGUCUGCCUUGAGGAACCUUCAUCUUCACUCACUAGAAUGAUGCAUUUUCAGUUAUCAUAUUCUUCUUGUAACUGGAGACAACCCACUUUAAUCAACAAGUAUGAUUACUACAUACUAGUUCAAUUUUAGUUGCAAUUGUAGCAAAUUGCGAAAUUUUACAUUUAAUCUUUUCUGAUUGACCGUGAAGGGUAAUGCUUAAUGAUUACUGAAUCUGUGGUGUUUUUUAAAUCAAUUGCGCCAUGACAUUAUCUCCUAAGAUUGGCAACUAAACCUUGUCUCUAACGUGUUUAGGAAGAUUGCAUGGUCGCUUAGAAGCAAUGCAGAUGGCAGGGGAUUGAAUUCUUCUUUUACCAGUGACAACAGCAAUAGAGCUCGACUUAUUAGGGCCAUUGAAGCUCUUCAAGCCAAACUGAACACAAGAAUGAAGGGGUUCAGGGCGAAUCUUCCCAUGAAGUUGCUGCUUUUGUUAAUUGGCUUUUAUUGUGCAACAGCGUUUGCCACAGUAAUUGGGCAAACUGGUGACUGGGAUGUUCUUUCUGCUGCAUUGGCAGUGGCUGUGGUGGAGGCCAUUGGUGCUCUCAUGUACAAAACGUUGUAUCCUUUUGUAGAUAAGGCAAAGGAUCUAAUCACCAUGCUCAAUUACUGGAAAAUUGGACUCACCCUUGGACUUUUCUUGGACUCCUUUAAGUAUUAGCUUUAGGUGGAAAUGGAAUUAACUAAAGAACGUUGUUAUUGCGGAGACCAAACAUGCGCUUAUGAAGAUCCAAUGAAAUGAUCCCCAUGCUUUCAUUGGAGACUAAUAUGUGUGUGAAAUAUUGACAAAUAAAACUUUUUAGGGAGAAGGUACAAAUAUACCCCUGUACUAUGGGUGAGAGAACAAUUAUACUCAUGUUCUAUUUUUCGGAACAAAUGUACCCAUAAAGUAUAUGUAGAAGUGCAUAUAUACCCGAACUUUUAAAAAUUGCAAAAAUACCUCUCAUGUUCUUACAAAGAAGCAAAUUUACCCUUAUUGACUUUAAAUAGAUGAAAUAAAUUUCAAAAAACACCAAAUAUAAAAUAUAAAUUCGAAAUUUAAAAAUAUAGAUUUAUUAUUAUGUUAAAAUAUUAACUAUUUAAUUUUAAAUUGCAAAAUUUUAUUUUUUCUGUUGUAAAUGAAGCACUUCAAAUUCAUAAAUUUUAAUUUUAGUCUUGUUGUGAAAUUUUGAACACAUUGUUAUAUUUUUUGAAAUAUCAUAUUUUGGUUUUGUUUAACAUUAAUAAAAUUAAAUUCACUAUUUUGUAAUCUUGAACUCUUUAUCAUCAUACAAAAUAUGUAAUUUUAUAGUGCAAAGAUUGCAAAAAAUUAAUAUAUUUUUUAUAUUGGAACACGCAUGUUUACACUUUUUUCGAAAGAAUCUUAAAUAUGUAGUAAAAUUUUGAAAUAACAUUUUAUACUAACAAUAUUAAAAUGUGAUAUACAAACAACAAAAGGGAGAAUUGGACACAAGCACAUUUUUAAUUUUUUUUUUUUAAUUUUGAUUUAUAAUUUAUCUUUGGUGUUUUUUGAAAUUUACUUUAUCAAUUUAAAGUCAAUACGAUUAUAUUUGCUCCUUUAUAAAAAUAUGAGGGGUAUAUUUGCAUCUUUUAAAAAGUUCAGGAGUUUAUAUGCACUUCCACAUAUAUUUCAGGGGUACAUUUGUUCCGAAAAAUAGAACAUGAGUAUAUUUAUUUUCACACCCAUACUACAGGGUAUAUUUGUACAGUUUUUCAAUUUUUUAUGUAUAGUGAGUUAGUGACCAUAGUAUUAUUUCUGCAGUGACUGGUGAUUACACUAAUGUUAUAGUUUGACUGUAGCAAUGAUAGUCUAGUACUCUAGUGUAUAUAAUCAUAUGUUUAUCCAUGAAUUAUAUUUUAGUUAUAAAAUAGGAA
Molecule: messenger RNA, 4831 nt
Organism: Cuscuta europaea
Lineage: Eukaryota; Viridiplantae; Streptophyta; Magnoliopsida; Solanales; Convolvulaceae
Source: the annotation of a GenBank genome assembly